GUAUCUAUUUUAUAAUUGAAAUUCCCUUACAACUAAAAUCCUGUCGAACCUCUUCAACUCAUUCUUGAAAUUUUGACAAUGUUCGUUGUGUACGUCGUUCGUGUGAACUAUAGUAAAGAAUUCGGUGUAAGUUAUUUGUCACUGGUACGUAUAACUAGAAAGUUUAUUUUAAUGCACAUAUUAAGAGGAAUUUAAGCAGUUAAGAGAAAUAUGUUGAUCUUUGCAUAUAUACUAAGUACACAGUUUAAUGUUUAUUAAGUUCAUAUCUUUGAUGACUAACCAUCUCUACAUACGAGGUUCAUAAUUAUUCAAGCAUUGCUUCUCGCCUAUACAUAGGUAGUACGGAUUGGAUAUAAAAUAGACAGGUCGCAACGGAUUUCUGUUUACAGUGUGGUAGAUAUAUGACAACAGUCUAAUGCGCAGGAAUAUUGGCAUACACAGACUUCUACUUAAAAGUGGUUACUCGUCAAAAUUUACCAGCGAGAGUACUACAAUGACGUCUUCUGUAUCAAUACCACACAUUUCGCAUAAAUAACUUAUACGAUGGAUUCUGGUGAAAACAAACACGAUGCUGAGUACAAUGUGUCCACCGAAAAGACAAACGUUGAUUCAAGCACAUCUGGCACGGGGUACCAACCGCGGAAGUCUCGAACCCGUUUGAUUAUUAUUGGAGUGGUAGCUGCUGUCAUUGUUCUUGCUGUCGUCAUCGUAGUUGUUGUUGUAGUUGUCACGCGAACGAAAAAUGUUGAUGAAGAGGCAGAGAAGGAAACAACUACUAUUGAAGAUGAAACAACAGGUUGCGGACCUUUCAACGUAACGUACUCUGAUAAAGCUCCAACUUUUAUAGUUUCAAGUGGGUCAUUGUUUUACAUGACUGGUUGCAAAAUAAGUGGUAAUUGCUGGACAAGAAAACAGUGUUACGAUUGUCUUGAAGGCCCUAACAGGGACAGAGUCGGGAAUCUCAACCAUAUACCUGUGUGUUGUCCAGACUGUGGAAGAUACGGGCUCUCGCUGUCAUGGUCCAGCUGUAACUGUAAUAACCACGGACUCUGAGCUUACAGAUGUUUCCAGAAAUAACGACAGUGCCAAAACGUUUGUGAGCAAAUUGGAUGGGGGACAAUUACACAUAAAUUAAAAAUUAUUGAAAUAUGUUUUAAUGCAUGAUGUUCAGUUUAAAUUCAUAAGUAACAAUCGUCGUUUAUGAAGUUAUCAUUUUGAAUCUGUACUAAGAUUUUGUUAUACAAUGUACAUAUAUUGUGCGUUUUAUUCGACCUGGCGGGGCGGAGUUAAUUAAUCUCUUACUUAUGCAAAUAAUGGUAAUCUCAUAAAACGAGCAAAAUAGGUAGUGCAAUAUAAUUGUUUAAUUCCGUAACCAACGACUACAUUUCAACGCUACAUUGGUUACAAUGAUUGUAGAGAUGGUACCUACCCAAGAAAAUAUAAGGGGAACAACUCUGAUUUGACAAAUAAACUGAAGCCAACAUAAAACAUUGGUCAAAAGUGAAAGAAAAAUCAAAUAGCUCCUUUUACCAACAACUGAUCAGGCAGACAAAAUAUGACCUACAUUUGUUUAAAUCUCUUUCUAUUCAAUAUACAACAUGCACACUUUUCUCAUGGCUUACACUGACAGUUAUUUUAUAAGUUGUAGUGAGGCCUUGAUUGAAAGUUUAGUAGUGCAUGAAAAUAAAGUAAAAUAAUGCAUAAAUUCCAUUAAAGAACUUUUAUGACAUUAAGAAACGUUAUUAAGUUUUGAUCUUUUAGCCAAAGUUAUUUAUUUUUCUCAGUGAUGAUACAUUGGUUUACACAAAAUUUAUAUACUAAAAUAUAAAAUGUAUACAUUGUAUAUCCAACAAUGAGAAAUUACAAAAAAAAAGUUAAAUUGGUAUCACGUUUGUGUAACAACGUAGCUAGACUGGUUAUAUUCAUGAACAUUUAUUAAACCUUCCAUGAAUAUUUAUCAACAUGCAAAGUUGUACACCCCACCCCCGACCUCGCUCCUCCGCCAAGUCACUCCACCACCCCCAUAAUGCACAGCCCACCCAACCCCCAACGUUUUCCAUCAAUAUUCAUUAUCAACAUGUGAUCAAUAUUUAUUAUCAACAUGUGAAGAUUUGUACCCUCACCCGGCCCCUCCAAAAAAAAUGUUUUCAUUCCAUUUUUUAAUUUUUCAAACCUUCCAUGAAUAUUUAUCAAUAUGUGAAGUUGUAACUAACCCCACCCCACCUCCCCUUCACCCCACCCCGUCAACAUCCACGUUCCAGAAAAUGUACAUGUUAAACAGCCGUAGGCAAAAACGUGUACUUUCAAGUUUUCCAUCUCUACGUCCGCAGCGUUAAAAUAGUAAACAUUCCAUUCAAAAUAAUUUCAUUAGCCAGGAUCACCUUAACAGACAAAUUAUUAUGUACACUUAAAACAUCCGUUUUCUGUUAAAUUGAUCCUGACUAAUGAAAUUAUUUGCUUCUUAGUAACAUCCUUAACUUUUUGCCGGAUAUAAUUCUUUGCCAUUCCUCACCACAAACCCAUUCAGUGGGGGACACCAAUUCAUCGAAUUUGCUUGUUAAAUAUUGAAAUAAAACAAAAUUAUACUAGUUCAUAAAUCAUGUUAUUAUAUUAAAACAACCUUUAAACUAGAGAUGCUUUUGAGAAAAGCGCAUGUCUCCCACAACUGCCCCUAUGAAAAAUGUUAGUUUCUCUAGAUGUUUUAGACGAGUGGAUCCAAUUAGAUGGUCUGGAUGAGUGGAUCCAAUCAAUAAUUCAAGGGCCAUAAAUCAAAAGUGCCUGGGCGGAUUUGGCUAGUUAUCGAACUUGGGUAAGGUCUUAUGGCCAAACACAUUUUGUUCAAGUUUGGUGAAGAUCGGAUGAGAAAUGUUCGACUUAGAGAGCGGACAAGAGUAAACAGACAGAUUUUUCCGGUAAUUCAAGGACCAUAACUCUAAAAUGCCUGGACCGAUUUGGCUAGUUAUCGAACUUGGCCGAGGUCUCAUGGUCAAACACAUUUUGUUCAAGUUUGGUGAAGAUCGGAUGAGAAAUGUUUGAUGAAGAGUGCGGACAUGAGUAAAAAGGCCAAUUUUUCGAUAAUUCAAGGGCCGUAACUCCAAAAUGCCUGGACCGAUUUUGCUAUUUAUCGAACUUUGCCGAGGUCUCAUGGUCAAACACAUUUUGUUCAAGUUUGGUGAAGAUUGGAUGAGAAAUAUUCGAAUAAGAGUGCGGACAAGAGUAAAAAGACCGAUUUUUGGUAAUUCAAGGGCCAUAACUCCAAGACGCCUGGACCGAUUUGGCUAGUUAUCGAACAUGGCCGAGGUCUUAUGGUCAAACACAUUUUGUUAAAGUUUGGUGAAAAUCGGAUGAGAAAUGUUCGACUUAGAGUGCGGACAAGCUUUGUGACAGACACACACACAGACACACUGACAGACUGGAGUAAAUCAAUAUGUCUCCCACACCACUGUGUGGUGGGAGACAUAAUAACCAGAAAAUGCAGGAAAUCGCUCACAUACCGUGGGAGCUUUAGGAUACCCCCGGACCCCCUAACAUAGACUAAUUUUUAAUAUUAUGAAUAUAGCAAGUCUAUAUCCUGUAUCAUUAUAAUGAUAAUGUAACUUAAAAUCAGUUCUCUGAGAAAAAGUCUCUAAAGUAGACUGACAUUUGUCGCUGUUUCGUAAAAUAAAAGAAAAAAUACAAAAAGUUGAAAUAUUGUGACUAAGUCUUUAUUAUCAGUCUAGUGGCUAGUCUACCCCUUACACUGCCUCGGUUAAAAUUUUUGUCUGUCUACGGUACUAAAUACGGCUAAGUUAGAUUGAAUAACCUAUACUGAGAUUAACUAAUAUGGUUCAAGUACUAAAUGACGAAUACCUCGAAUACAAGAGGCACAGAUCUACGGUUCAAAUCCCAGUCUCAGAUGAUAUUUUACCCUAUUUAACUGCUUCAAAUUGGCGUAACGGUUGCGCGAAGAAACUGAUUUUUUGAUUUGAAAAUAACGGCACACAGAAACACAUCUACGUUGUUUUGGGUUUUAAAUGCCAUUUUACAAUUUAUUUUCAUUUUGUUUUGUGAAUAAACAGUGUGUAAUAAAAUGAAAAUGAUUAAUAGAUGAAAAUGACAAUAAUGUUUAAUUGGUUUCGAAAAUGAACACAGAGUUGGAUUAAUUACCAUCUUGGAAAACAAUUAAUAAAAUUGUCAAUCGUAAAUAAAUUAUACAACAUAAAAAAUGCUCACGAGCUUACAGCUAUCAAUAGCAUACAUGUUAUGUUCAUUCCUCUCUACCACGAUGCAUUUAAUAAACAUAUUUAGUCUAAAACUAAUACACUUCAAUUGUUUUGAUACUAAUAACAUAGCUCUUUUAUCUAUUUUCAACAAACGCUUUUCAUGUUAUUGAUUAUAAUUUAUAAUUGAUUGGUCAUGUACAUUGCUGUAUGUAAAAUAAACACUUGACUGAUAACAAAAGUCUUUAUUAUCAUUAUUUUCUUCAUUACUGCUUUCAGAGAUUUUCUCACGUCAUGACGUAUUAGACUU
This is a messenger RNA of Mercenaria mercenaria, 4509 nucleotides long. RefSeq lists its product as uncharacterized. Bases 544 to 1053 code for a protein of 169 amino acids. The record is from RefSeq and is a predicted model, not a curated record. Lineage: Eukaryota; Metazoa; Mollusca; Bivalvia; Venerida; Veneridae. The transcript is spliced from 8 exons.